CGGGGCAUGGAGGGCGCGGGGGGCGGCGGGGCCCCCCCGGGGGGUUCCGACCCCCCCGACCGCGCUGUCGAGUACCUGCUGGAGCUGAACCGGAUUAUCGCGACUCAGCGACAUCUCCUGGCCUCGCAGCGCCGCCGCAUCGCGCAGCUCGAGGGGCAGCUGCAGCGCCUGGCCCGCGAGAACCGGCACCUGCGGCAGCGCGGGGGGGGCGCGGGACCCCCGCCCCGGCACGCGGGCCACGCGGACCCCGACGGUCAAUACCAGAACCACCUGGAGGCCGAGGGGCCCUACGGGGACCCCGAGCUGCCGUACCCGCCCCGCGCCGAGCGGGACCUGCCCUACCCGGCUCACGGCGACCCCGACGGGGCGUACCCGGCGCACCUGGACCGCGACGGGACCUACCCCGAGCACCUGGAGCACGACGGGACCUACCCGGAGCACCUGGAGCGGGAGCGGGGAGCGGCCCUACCCCGCGCACCUGGAGCGGGACGCGCAGUUCGAGGCGCUGGCCGAGCGGGACGGGCCCUUCUCCGGCCGCCAGGACGGGCAGUACCCGGAGCGGGACGGGCAGUACCCGGCCCGGAUGGACCCCGAGGGGCCGUACCCGGCCCGGCUGGAGCGGGAGGGGCCGUUCCGGGCCCGGGACGGGCCUACGGGCCCUGCUGGGAGCGGGACUGGGCGCGGGGGCCCCUGAGCCGCGGCCCCUCCCGCAGCUCCAGCCCCGCGGGGGGCACCAGCACCAGCGCCAGCACCAGCCCGGCCACCACCCUGCAGCGCAAGUCGGAUCGCGACAGCUCGAGGACAGUGAGCGUGGACGGCGAAACGCCGGGCAGCGAGGGGGGGGGGGCCGUGCCCGACAGCCCCGGGAGACCCCCCCCCUACCGCGGCCUCCCCCAGCCGGCGCCCCAGGGCCCAGGAGGAGCCGGGGGUGGCCCCGGGGGGGGCUCCCCGGGGGUGGCCUGGCCCCGGCUGCCCCCCCAGCCGGCCAGCGUGGCCCUGCGCAAGCAGGAGGAGGAGGAGGAGAGCAAGAGGCCGAAGGCUCUGAGCGACAGCUACGAGCUCUCCACCGACCUGCAGGACAAGAAGGUGGAGAUGCUGGAGCGCAAGUACGGGGGCUAUUUCCGCUCGCGGCGGGCGGCGCGGACGAUCCAGGCCGCGUUCCGGCGCUACCGCAUGGCGCAGAAGUUCGAGCGGCUGCGCAGCGAGGGUGGCCGGGCACGACGCCUGGCGCUGCCGGGGCUGCGCCUCCAGUUCUCCUUCGAGGAGUACGACCGCGGCCCCCCGGCCCCCGCCCCGGGGCCGCCCCCGCCGCCCCCCCCGUACUUCCAGGGCAAACCGGCCUCGCUGGACGAGGGCGUCCUGGGGGGGCCGCGGCGCGCGCCCCGCUACGGGGGGUCCUGCCGGGCCGGCCUGGACGGGGGCGGGGGUCCCGGCGAGGGGGCGGCGGUGGGGGGCGGCGCCGGGGUGGGGGGCGCGGGAAGCCCCCCCCGGCAGCUCUCGGCGUCGGCCGAUUUCGGGCCCGGAGGCGCCGACCUGGAGGAGGCCUUUGCGCAGCAGGUGAAGUCAUUGGCCGCCUCCAUCGAUGAGGCGCUGGGGGGGGGUCGCGGGGUCCCCCCCGGCGCCCCGGCCCCCCCCGCGGGGGACAGCGCGGCCACCUCCGCCAGCGACGUCACCCUGUACCUGGACGAGGGGCUCCCCGGCUCCCCCCACUCCCCCGAGAGAGCCCCCAGCCCCGAGCCCCCCCCGGACACCGGGGGGCCGCCGCCCCCGCCCGCCCCGCCGCCCCCCCCGCCGCCCCCCGCCAACCCCCCCGGCCCGGCCGAGCGCUGGGGGGGCCCCGAGGAGCCCCCCCGGCGGGGCCCCCCGUGCCUGGAGUGCCGGGGGCGGGGGGCCGGGGGGGGGCACCCGCCGCUGCUGACGGUGGAACCCCCGAGCGACAGCUCCGCCGACCUGAGUGACCGCUCGGACCGCGGCUCCAUCAACCGGGGAGGCCCCUACGAGCCCGAGGGGGCCGGGGGGGGCACCUUGCCCCGCUCCGGGCCCCCCCACCGCUGCUUCCACCCCGAGGGGCCCCCCCCGCCGCCCCCCGGCCCCCCGCCCCCCCCUGCGGCCGAGGAGGGCUCCGAGGGGGACAAUGAGAGCCUGGGCAGCAGCUCCAACUCCAACGAGACCCUCAACUGCUCCUCGGGCUCCUCGUCCCGCGACAGCCUCCGCCGGCCCCCCCCGCCGCCCCCCCCGCCGCCCACCGCCCCCCCGCAGCCCCCCGGCCCCGCCGGCCCCCCCGGCAAGGCCACGUACCAGCGGGAGCCGCGGCAGAGCUGGGACUCGCCGGCCCUCAACAACGACGUGGUGCAGCGGCGGCAGUACCGCAUCGGCCUCAACCUCUUCAACAAGAAGCCGGAGAAGGGGAUCCAGUACCUGAUCGAGAGGGGGUUCCUGUCUGACACCCCCGUGGGUGUCGCCCACUUCAUCCUGGAGCGGAAGGGCCUGAGCCGGCAGAUGAUCGGCGAGUUCCUGGGCAACCGCCAGAAGCAGUUCAACCGCGACGUCCUCGACUGCGUGGUGGACGAGAUGGAUUUCUCCGGGAUGGAGCUGGACGAGGCCCUGCGGAAGUUCCAGUCCCACAUCCGGGUGCAGGGGGAGGCGCAGAAGGUCGAGCGCUUGAUCGAGGCCUUCAGCCAGCGCUACUGCGUGUGUAACGCGGCCCUGCUGCGCCAGUUCCGCAACCCGGACACCAUCUUCAUCCUGGCCUUCGCCAUCAUCCUCCUCAACACCGACAUGUACAGCCCCAGCGUCAAGGCCGAGCGCAAGAUGAAGCUCGAGGAUUUCAUCAAGAACCUGCGAGGGGUGGACAACGGCGAGGACAUCCCGCGGGACAUGCUGGUGGGCAUCUACCAGCGCAUCCAGAGCCGCGAGCUGCGCACCAACGACGACCACGUGUCCCAGGUCCAGGCCGUCGAGCGCAUGAUCGUUGGCAAGAAACCGGUGCUGUCCCUGCCCCACCGGCGCCUGGUCUGCUGCUGCCAGCUCUACGAGGUGCCCGACCCCAACCGGCCCCAGCGCCUGGGGCUGCACCAGCGCGAGGUUUUCCUCUUCAACGACCUGCUGGUGGUGACGAAGAUCUUCCAGAAGAAGAAGAUCCUGGUGACCUACAGCUUCCGGCAGAGCUUCCCGCUCGUGGAGAUGCACAUGCAGCUCUUCCAGAACGCCUAUUACCAGUUUGGGAUCAAGCUGCUGUCGGCGGCGCCGGGGGAGCGCAAGGUGCUGAUCGUGUUCAACGCCCCGACCCAGGACCGGCUGCGCUUCGCCAGCGACCUCCGCGAGUCGGUGGCCGAGGUGCAGGAGAUGGAGAAGUACCGAGUGGAGGCGGAGCUGGAGAAGCAGAAGGGCGUGGCGGGGGCGCUGGGGGCAGUGGGUGCAGUGGUGGGCACUGGGGGUCACUGGUGGGCCCUGGGGGUCACUGGUGGGCACUGGUGGGCCCUGGGGGGCACUGAGGUCACUGCGAAGCUGGAGAAGCAGAAGGGCAUGGCGGGGGCACUGGGGGUCACUGGGGUCACUGCGGAGCUGGAGAAGCAGAAGGGCGUGGCGGGGGCGCUGGGGUCACUGGUGGGCACUGGGGGCACUGGGGCGGAGCUGGAGAAGCAGAAGGGCGUGGCGGGGGCGCUGGGGGCAGUGGUGGGCACUGGGGGUCACUGGUGGGCCCUGGGGGUCACUGCGGAGCUGGAGAAGCAGAAGGGCGUGGCGGGGGCGCUGGGGGCAGUGGGUGCAGUGCGGAGCUGGAGAAGCAGAAGGGCGUGGCGGGGGCGCGGGGCGCGGGCCCCCCCCCGGGAGGCGCUGAACGGGCUGAGCCGGAGCAGCCUGGAGGAGGCGUUCGGGGGGGAGGGGCUCAAACGCAGCGCCCUGAGCAGCUCCCUGCGGGACCUGUCCGACAGCGGUGAGACUGGGACGGGCCGGCGGAACAGCGUGGGGUCACUGGACAGCACCAUCGAGGGCUCCAUCAUCAGCAGCCCCCGGCCGCAGGCGCGGGGGGGUCCGGGCGGGCCGGGGGGAGCCCCCGAGGGCUACAAGCCCCCCGCCCGGCCCGUCUCCAACUCCUCGUCCUUCCUGGGCUCCCUGUUCGGCAGCCGCCGCGGCAAAGGCCCCGCCGGGCCCCCCCCCGGCGCGGGCGGCCCCACCUCGGCCUCGGCCUCGUCAUCCUCGGCGUCGUCGUCGCAUCACCACCACCACCCCCCCCCCGCGGCCCCCCCCGAGGGCCCCUCCAAGCUGCAGGCGCUGCACGCCCAGUACUGCCACGGGCCCGGGGGGGCGGCGGGCGCGGGGGGGGGCCCGGGCCCGCCGCCGCCCCCCCCGUACCCCCAGCAGCCGCCCCCCCCCAGCCGCCCCGCGCCCCCCCCCGCCGCUGCCGGCCAUCGCCGCCGGGGCCCCCUCCACGCUUCCACGGGGGGCCCACCCCCCCCUUGUCGGCGCCCCCCCAGCAGCACGGCCCCCCCGGCGGGGGGUUCCCCCCCCCGCACCCCCAUUACACCCUGCACCGGCCCGGCAAGAGGGGGGGGGGCCCCGCCCGGCGCCCCCCGCCAGCCGCUGUCCCCCCUGCCCCUCUACAGCCCCGCGCCCGCCCACCACGGGCUGUCCCACGCGUACCCCCCCGGGCCCCCCCCGCACCACCACCCCCCGCCGCCCCCCGCCCCCGCCAAGCACUUCGUCCCCCACUCCCCCGCCGGCCCCACCUCGCCCCUGGCCCAGGCCGGCCAGGGCCCCCCCAAACCCAAGGGGGGGAACCGCAUCAGCACGGUGGUCUGA
Corvus hawaiiensis (hawaiian crow) is the source of this 4800-nucleotide messenger RNA. RefSeq names its product IQ motif and SEC7 domain-containing protein 2-like. Lineage: Eukaryota; Metazoa; Chordata; Aves; Passeriformes; Corvidae. The record is from RefSeq and is a predicted model, not a curated record. Gene Ontology annotation, biological process: regulation of ARF protein signal transduction; actin cytoskeleton organization. Gene Ontology annotation, molecular function: protein binding; guanyl-nucleotide exchange factor activity.